UCAGGUGAAAAAGCAGCAGUUCUCUUGCAGCUGACAUGCUGAGGCUUCUCUUUGUUUGCUGUUCUCACGCAUCCUGGAGAAACUGUAUUUUGGGCUCUACCUGCCAAAGGAGGCGACAGAUGUUGCCAAUUCCCGUGGAACAGAGGCUUCAAAGCCAUGUGCCUGCUGCUCUCCUGCCUCAGUAUCCCUGCUGCUCUGCUCCUGCAGAAACUUUCCCCGUGGCCAAGGAACACGUCACUCGGGUUCAUUUUUUUAGUGUCUGAGGAUAUUCCUGACCUGGGGGAUGUGGCUGCCUGGAGACCCUCCCCGUGGUGUCAGCUCGGCCUCUGCUCACUGAAACCUCCCUGACCGAGGGAUGUGCUUGGAUUUCGGCUCCUGCUGACACUUUGCACACUUCAUCAGGCUGAGUCAUUCUGGGGGGAGCCUCUUGCCUCUCCUCCCUAACCAUCUCCUCCAGCUCCCCGGGAAAGGCGCCGCGGGAGCCCCGAGCGCGGCUGCGCCGUGCGGAGCGGGAUCCUUGAGGAACAGCGGAGCAGUUCGGAAAUUAAAAGCCAUUUCAUUAUAGGAAAUGAAUGUUUAAUGAGCGUAGGAUGACGUCUAGACAGCCCCUCGGUUCCAGGCUCUGGGAGGAGGGCUCAGCUGACGCACCAGCACCGGCUCAGAGCCCAGGGGGAGGUUUGGCAGAGCUUUCCCGGGCGCUGAGGUCCCCGUGUGGGACAGACAUCCUGGCACAGAAAGGAGCUCCUGCCUCCACGUCUUCUCGCUGCAGAUGCCCCUCGUGCCUCUCUGGGCAGAGCCCCAAGGAUCUGUGGCCACAGAGGGACGUGCUGGCAGGGGGAGGCUUGGCCGAGUGCCUGGCCCCGGCCUGGAGCACACAGCCACACUCCCCUGCUCCCUGGGGAAUGGGAAAGCACAUCCCAGCCUUUGCCGUGUCAUGGGCUUUGGAGUUGUGACAUGAAACCUGGGCUGACCUGGGGACAGCCUGGCAGGGUGGGGGUGAGUACUUGUGAGCCUUUGGGUCCUGCCCAGAUGAAGAUGUUUUAAGGCUACAGAAAUGGGGGUUUAAAUGCAGAGAUUUGGAUGUAGGUCCCCAAAAGAUCCCCCUGCCAUGCUGGAAAUGCUGACUGUCCUCUGCAGAAGCUCUGUGCUGUCGAUGUUAGAGGUUCUGGCUGCCUGGUGGGGAGAGGCAGGAGCACAUCAGCUCCUUCAGGAAAGCUCUCCAGCUCCCAUCCCAGGCACAGAGGCCGCUGGCUCAGUGUGCUCACCCUAGCUCAGUGAAAGCAACCACAGACAUGAAUUUUGAGGCCUCUUGGCAGGGGCAAGGAGGUGGAAAUAAUGCCCUUUGACUUCUUCCCAGAGGCUGCCUGCUUGGCUCUGGGGAUGGCAGCAGGGAACGAGCCCAAGGCGCUGCCACGCACGGCACGGGAGAUGCUGGUGGGACCCCCCUCCCUGUGCACCCACCCUGCUCUGUCCCCCCUUUAGCAGCAGCAGUGUCCCCUGCAUGGAUUCCCAGCCUGAAGAAGUGCUUUGAUGUUCCUGGAGCUGGUGAUGGGGGAAUUGCUCCCUAGGACACCUCACUGUCCCUGUAAAGCUGCAGGGAUUGAUGCCACAGUAUCUGGUGCUGGGCACAGAGCUGUGCACAGAGCUCCCAGGAGAGCUUCUUGGCAUUCCCAGGAUGCUGAGUUUGGGGAGCUCCUUGGUUCCUGGGCCUACCCUGAUCACCCCUGAGAACAGCCCCGAGUUGUUGGAGGUGUGAUGUCCCCAGGAAUGGUGGCAAUAAUGGCACCUUUGUGCCCAGGGGAGAAAAAUCCCACAUAGGGAGAGGAGUACACUCUCUCUCCAUGGGACAUUCCACUCCAGCUUUCUCAAACCCUGGGACUUCUGCAGCAUGGACACCUACAAACCACUGUGCCAACAGCCUCUGCCUACAAACCACUCUGCUCAUGGCACGUCACAUCCUGGUGUCUCAGGGGGUUGGUGGGACCUGGGGACACCACCUGAGGCUGAUGGGGAGGGCUGGGUGUCAUCUUCUGAGGGUUUGUUUUUGUUUUCAGCCUCCUUCAGUUGUCUUUUCCCUCCCUGCUUUGCCAAGGCAUUUCCAUAUGGGUGUGGGAGGUUGGGAGAGCCACGGGCCGAGGGAUUGGGGGUGGACUUUGUGGAACUGGUCUCCUGCUACAUUUAUCCAAUGGACAUGAUUGAGAAACCAAAAUAUAGCAUUGUCCAAGAGCAUCGUGAGUUUUACCCAGCCUCAGACCUCCUAGAGCUGGGCUCCUGUCUGACUUCUUGCUCCCCAGAAAGCUUGGGCGACAUUCCUUUGGGAGCCAAGGGAUGUUUCCCUCACAGCCUCUGUGCACUGCAGAGGUCAUGGCCCUUCAGCAGAGUCUUGUUGGGCACUGGGAGCAGGUCCUGCAAGACCUGCCUGGCUGCUGGGAAAACAUCUGGCUGGAUCUUACCGAGACACACAUGGGGUGCUGCUGCCAUAUGGCAGCUGUGAGGCAACAGCUCUGCUCCGAGCUUUGCUAACGCACAGAAAUCCUGCCUGGGAGCCUGUGCUGAGCUGCUCUGGGCAGGAAGCAGUAACCACAGAACUAUAUAUACAGCUCCCAGCAGAGCUGCUGCUGCUGCUUUUGAUGUGACAAAAAGAAGUUGGUGUUUUGCAAAAAAAAUCCGUCGUGUCGCCUUCUUCCGGAGCUGACACGGAGAGGGCAGAGCUGGGGCUGGCUCCUGGGUGGGCUCUGGCAGGAGAACUGGGAUGGGGAAGUGAGGAGGUUGCCUCCAAAACCCACGUGGUGCUGGAGGCCACGGGGUCCCUGAGCCGUGGGGAGCAGCCAUGUGUUGGAGUGUCAGGGGCUGUGCUCUGCCCCCCCGCUCCUGCCAGGGUUUCACUGAGCCAGUUUGGAUGGUGCCACGGCUGAGGAUUCCAGGAAGGUCUGGGCUUUUUCCCUGGGUGGAAGUUGAAUGCAUAGAGAUGGCAAAUGUCACCCACAGGGGAUGAAGCCUGGCCCCAAAGGCCAGUUGUCCCCCAGAGGACAUGUAGCCCCUCAUCUCCUGAAAUCAGCCCCCAAAUCCCACCGUGCCCCUUUGCUGCCUGCACCCCAACCCUGCCAGCCCCCCAUGCAGCCAGGCUGGCCUCACUGUGGGGCUGGGCUGGGCAUGAGGCUGUGACCCCUCUGCUCCUGCCCUUGGCAGGUGAAGCUGUGAGGUUCUGCAGGACCUGUGGUCUGUGCCCUGGGCAGGUGAAGCCCUGCAGACCUGUAGGACUGUGGUCUGUGCCCUGGGCAGGUGAAGCUGUGAGGUGCUGCAGGACCCCUUCCUGGGCAGGUGAAGCCCUGAGGACCUGCAGGACCCCUUCCUGGGCAGGUGAAGCCCUGCUGUGCCUCUCCUGUACUGUUUUGCAGAGCGGGGCUGACUACGGCUUCCUCGUGAGCCAGAACACGAAGCUCCUGAGUGCCCUGGAGGACCUGCGGCACCGCUGCUCCAGCCUGGCCGAGGAGAACAGCCUGCUGCGCAGGAGCUGCUUCCCCCAGACGGAGGAGAAGGUGAAGCACCUGAAGAGGAAGAACGCGGAGCUGGCGGUGAUCGCCAAGCGCCUGGAGGAGAGAGCCCGGAAACUGCAGGAGGCAAACCUCAAAGUGGUCACUGCUCCAGUGGCUCUGAAGGGCUCCAGCCUGGAGCUGUGUAAGAAAGCCUUUGCCCGCCAGCGUGCCAAGGACCUGACAGAGCAAGCCAGUGCCCUCCUGGCCAAAGACAAGCAGAUUGAAGCUCUGCAGCAGGAAUGCCGGGAGCUGCAGGCUAAACUCUCGGCAGGAAAGGACGACCCUCGCUGCCUCAACGUCAUCGAGUUCGACCGCCUGCUGCGGGAGUCCCAGCGGGAGGUGCUGAGGCUGCAGAGGCAGAUUGCCCUCAAGAAUUUCAAGGAGUGUCUGCGUCCCCCCAAAAUGAGCCCAGGCAGUGCCAGGCCGAGCGCUGCCCCACGCCUGGGACCGAACACCGGCAGCAAAGGUUCACCUCUGCCAAAGGAGGCCUCCUUGGGAGACCCGACGCUGGGAGGGAGAGCUCGCAGGGAGGUGGAACCAGGUGUGCAACCACUGGGACCUGCCUCUGAAGGACAUGAAAAUUUCCCUCCCAAAAAUGCAAUAACAGGCCAAGAGAGCAGCAAACAGAUCCAGCAGCUGGAAUUUGAACUCAAGAAAAAGCGCAAAAAAUGUGAAAACCUUGAGCAUGAAGUGAGGAAAAAGCAUAAAAGAUGCAAAGAACUAGAGAUCCAGCUGCAGGAGGUGCAGAGUGAAAAUGCACGACUGGCUGAGGAGAACUUGCAGCUGAACGAGAGGGCUGGAUGGGCAGGACAGGUUGAAUCUGAGAAUGCUGACCUGAAACUGCAGGUUGUUUUGGUGACCAAGGAACGGGAUUCAGUGAUUCAGACGAACCAAGGACUCCAAACCAAGCUGGAGAAUCUAGAGCAGGUGCUGAAGCACAUGAGAAAUGUGGCCGAGCGCAGGCAGCAGCUGGAAGUGGAGCACAAGGAAGCCCUGCUAGUCCUGCAGGAGAAGCAGGAGGAGGUCCGGCGGCUGCAGCAGGCGCAGGCAGAGGCAAGAAGGGAACAUGAAGGAGCAGUACAGCUUCUAGAGGCCCGGGUGAAGGAUCUGGAAGAUCAGUGUCGCAGUCAGACAGAGCAGUUCAGCCUCCUGUCCCAGGAGCUCCAACAAUUCCGGCUCCAAACGGGAAAAAUCGACCUUCUCACCUCCACUCUGGUGACUUCAGAGCUGCCCCUUGCUCUGUGCAGCUCCACCCCACAGCCCCCCUGGGAGAAGGAAUCAACUGUUCCUGGGUUGCUCCCUCACCAGAGCACUAAGAAGGCUCACAAUGAAGGGGCUGAGGAGUUGGAGUCAUCCCUUAGGGUGCCUGACACCCCUGGGGGCUCCCCAGCUGCUCCCACCAGUGCUCAGAAACAAGCCAAGAAAGUGGAAUCUCAGUCCAGCUCUUCGAAAUCAGAGUCCAUGCACAACAGCCCCAAGUCCUGCCCAACUCCAGAGGUGGACACUGCAAGUGAAAUGGAAGAGCUGGAUGUUGACAGCAUCUCCCUCAUGCCAGAGCCAGGCAGCCAAGGCCCUGCAAAGCUCCAGGUGUUCUUAGCUCGAUACAGCUACAAUCCUUUUGAUGGACCUAAUGAAAAUCCAGAGGCAGAGCUUCCACUGACUGCUGGAGAAUAUAUUUACAUCUAUGGGGACAUGGAUGAAGAUGGCUUCUUUGAAGGGGAGCUGAUGGAUGGCCGGCGAGGGCUGGUCCCCUCCAAUUUUGUUGAGCGGGUUUCAGAUGAUGACCUCGUGACGUUUCUGCCUCCGGAGCUGAAUGAUCUCACCCAUAGCUCAUACCAGGAGAAAAGUUUGAUCAGUGCAAGCACCAGCAGUGGAGAUAAGAGUGAUUUCUCCAUUGAAGAGAGUAGCAUCAGCCCGCUGGCCAGUAGAGCAGAAGGAGACCAGGAGGAGCCCGUUAGUCACACAGCAGUGCCUUACCCACGAAAACUGACUCUGAUCAAGCAGCUUGCCAGAAGCAUAGUUGUAGGCUGGGACCCACCUCUUUUGCCAGCUGGCUGCCCAGACAUACAAAGCUACAACAUCUAUGUGGAUGAAGAGCUACGUCAGAACGUGAAGAGUGGCCUUCAGACCAAAGCAGUGAUUGAGAAGCUGGACUUGCAGAGCAAGGCCUACCGCGUGUCCGUGCAGGCAGUGACCGAGCGCGGCAGGUCCGACAGACUGCGCUGCACCUUCUUUGUGGGGCAGGAUUUUGGGGUGGCACCCACCAUGCUCAAGGUCAGGAGUGUCACUGCCACGUCAGCAGAGGUCACGUGGCUCCCCUGCAACAGCAACUACAGCCACGCCGUGUACCUCAACGGGGACCAGUGCGACGUGACCAAGCCCGGGGUCUACUGGUACACCUUCCGCAACCUGCAGCCCAGCACCCAGUACGUGGCCAAGCUGGAGGCCAGGCCCAUGAAAACACCCUGGGAAGAGGUGCCAGAGGGGCAGGAGCAGGACUCAGCUGUGAUUCACUUCACUACCCCACUAGCAGGCACACCUGAUGCUCCUUUGGAUGUCCAGGUAGAAGCCGGUCCCUCUCCAGGUAUCCUUGUUAUCAGCUGGUUACCUGUCACCAUUGAUGCCGAGGGGUCUUCCAACGGGGUCCGAGUCACCGGCUAUGCCGUGUACGCCGAUGGACAGAAGGUGAUAGAAGUUACUUCUCCAACAGCUGGGAGUGUCCUGGUGGACCUGUCCCAGCUCCAGAUGUUCCAGGUGUGCCGGGAGGUUUCGGUGAGGACGAUGUCUCAGUAUGGGGAGUCGGUGGAUUCAGUUCCAGCCCAGAUUUCCUCGCUCUUGCUCCGAGCCUAUCCCUGCACUUCACCUGCCUCCACCACUGUUACCUCCAGGCUGCCCAGGGGCGUUCCCAGGGGCUCCCUGCCUGCCCACAGCCCAUCCACACACCCCACUCCUGCGCUCCUGCUCCGACAGAACAUUCCUGCUGCGAGCUCAGAUGCCAAAUUGACUGAUGUCUCCUCUGGCCCCGCCGGCCCGGCGCGGGCUCUGCCAGAGAAAGCCUCCUCAGCACCACACCUCUCCUCUCCCAGUGCUUCCUUGGUGCAGGAUUUGGGCACUUCCCCACAGGGAUUGGAUACUGCAGGAGACAAGAAAUGCCUGUCUGUGCCUCCCCAGCAGGCUGGGAACACAGUGCUCCAUGGGGAGGGCACGGAGCCUGGCCCUGCCAGGGAACCAGGAUUGCAAGGCCUGGGAGAAGGCACAGAAGUGCAGAUGGAACAAUCUGGAUCCAAAGCUCCAGAGCUGGAAGGCCCCUCUGACAGCAGCGUGAAGCUCCAUGUGGAGACCUCUGUGGAGGAGUCCCCCAAAGGUCCCAGUGCUGACAGACAGGAGGCAGAGGAGAAGCAUCUGAGCCCAGAGCCUGUGUCCUCACCCAGCCAGGCUGAGGGGACACAGGACACCUUCCGAGAUGGGAACGCGGGCGGGAGCAGCUGCAGGUUGUCUCCUGGCAAGGAGGUGAUGAAAGAAAUGUCCAGAGUGAAAAGAGAGCAAGAAGAAAAACUGGCUGAAAUGGGCCGCCGGCAGCUGACCCUGUUCUCUGAGCACAACCGGAGUUCUGAGCUGUCAGAUAUUUUGGAAGAGGAGGAAGAAGAUGAACUGUCUUCAGAAGCUCUGGAAGACAAGAAAUGGGACCAGAGUGAGCCAUGUAACCAGGAGAAUGGGGAAAAGAUGGAUCUUUGUGAUACUGACAGCGAUGAGGAGAUUCUGGAGAGGAUACUGGAGCUCCCGCUUCAGAAGAACCACAGCAAGAAGUUGUUCAGCAUCCCUGAAGUGACUGAGGACGAGGAGGAAGAGGAGGAUGAGAAGUGUGUGACAGAAGAAAAGACAGACCCUCAAGAUUCCUUGGAAACACAGACCUACCAUUCAGGGAGGACAGAGAAGCCUCCCAACAGCAAGGAGCCAUUUCCAAAGGCAGAUGGGAAUAACACCUCUGUGGUGUCUGCUCAGACUCCACGGGAGGAGCAUGGUGCUAAGGAGAGCAGAGGGGAUGCUGACCGUGCAAACCCUGCCUUUGGCCAGCUGGCCUGGGCUCAGAAGAAGGCAAACUGGAGCUGGGGUUACCAGGAGAACGAUCCGAAGCCUGUGAGUGGGGCAAGUCCCUCUGGGAGCAAGAAGAAGGGAAAUAACUAUCGAGAGAAGAUCCGGAGUCGGCCUGAGAUGGGUAGGAAGAGACAGAGUGAUUUAACAGAGCACUGCAGUCGCCUGCUGGGCAACUGCAGCCAGAUGGGCAGUGGGUUGUACAGAGCUCCCAGCCUCAGGGAGGAGCUCAACGUGGUCAGCAGUGCCAGUGGUAAGGAAGGGAUGGAUCUGUACAGCCGUGCCAGACAAGGCACCCUAAGGAAAAAAACCCCAAAGGCAGCGGGUUCAGGGGGCACAGAACCUGCCGUGAUGGCCACGCGCUGCUCCAGCCCCAGGAGCCUGGAGAUAGACAUUGAAUACGACUCUGAAGACGAUCAGGAUUCGACCUGUGCUUCUUCCCCUGAGAGCAGGCUGUGGCCAGAGAGGUCCCAGAGCUCUCAGGGCGACUGGAGUGAUUGCUCCAGUCAGUCUGAGGCUCCCCACACGGAUGGCAGAAGGGACCUGACCAGGCUGGAGGUGAUGGAAGAGCAGGGUUUGGAAUGGGCCGCGUCUCCGAGCCGGCGCGUGCGAUUCUUCCACCGGGAGAAGGAAUGUGAGAGCAGCUCUGAGGAGCAGGGCUGGGAGCUGGACUGUAAGUCACCUGGCUGGAGAAGGAGGCUCGAACAUCCUUCGAAGGGGAUACGUAGCACCUCCUUGCACAAAAGGGCAUCCAGUAAUAAAGAUUCCAGGGGCCCGGAGCUGGCCGGCACAGCCUGGCAGGCUCCCAGCAGGAGACGGAGCAAGAGCGUAAGAAGAAGCCAAAUGCAGAAACCUUUGCUCUCUAGUGCAGGUCCUCCCAGGAGCACCGCUCCCGAAACCUCUGCCAAGGAGGAUGGCAUUAGGAUAUUUGUGGCUCUCUUUGACUAUGAUCCUGUCUCUAUGUCUCCUAACCCUGAUGCAGCAGAAGAGGAGCUGCCAUUUAAGGAGGGACAGAUCCUGAAGGUGUGUGGAGACAAGGAUGCUGAUGGCUUUUACAGGGGUGAAUGUGCAGGAAGGGAGGGAUACAUCCCAUGCAACAUGGUCUCAGAAGUGCAGGUGGACAGUGAUGAACUCAAGAAGCAGCUCCUGAAGCAAGGGUUCCUGCCUGCUGACACAGCCACGGAGAGCCAAGGAAAUGGCACAUUUUCUCCACCUCCACGCCGCCAAACCGUCCCUCCUCCAAAACCCAGACGCUCCAAGAAAGGGCUGGAUAAGGAAGAGAAGUACAAGUCUCAGCCAGGACAGAAACAUGAAGACAUUGAAGCAGAACUGCUGACUCCUCGCAGGAUGGUGGCUGUCUUUGACUAUAACCCCAAGGAGAGCUCUCCAAACACAGAUGUGGAGGCUGAACUGACUUUCAGUGCUGGGGACGUCAUCACUGUGUUUGGCUCCAUGGAUGAUGAUGGAUUCUAUUAUGGAGAGCUGAACCAACAGAGGGGGCUUGUCCCAUCCAACUUCUUGGAAGCUGCUCCUUCGGAUGGAGACGUGGGGGAGGAAUUUCACUCAAAAGAUAAAGAAGCUUCUCCUCUGAGUGCUGAGAGCCAGCUGAACCCAGAUGGAUGCAUUGAUCAGAGUGACUCCUCACCAACUCCUCCUUCUCCACCACCUUCCUGCCUUGUCCCGUGUCCAGAGCAGGCAUCGCUGCCCCUUCUCACCUGCAGCGACGACCCUGGGCAGAGUAAAAAGAAGAGAAGCUUCUUCUUCAAAGGGAAAAACCUCUUCAAAAAACUUGGGUCCAAUAAGAAAAACUAACAAGGGGGUUAUUCUGCACAGAGACUGAGAGUUCAGGAGAAACCCCCUGCAAUAAGCUGAUUAUUUUCAUAGGGAAGAAGUGUGACUUGAGAAAAUUGUGGAGUGGGUGUGGGAGCUGUGCCUGCUGAGAGCCCCCCCAGGGGGACAGUGGCUCUGGGGGUGUGAGGGCUGAUCUCUGGGGUGCAGCUCCCUCCAUGCACUGGUUCCCUGUAAAUAUUUUCAUUUCAGAAUUCUAUUCUGGCUGUAAUUUAGCUAACUGGCUUUUCCCAGCAAAGCCCCUUAGGAAGAGACCCCUUGUACUCCACCCCCUGGUAUUUCUUUGCUCCAAAGGAGCUCGUGGCAACUCCUUCACUUCCCGCAAAGAAAAGUUGCACUUUUCUGUUCCCUGACUCCCCUUUGCUGUCUCUGGGCUGACGAGUGAGUUCUGAUUUGUACUGUAAACUGUAAAUAUGCAGCUGUGCCUAGAGCAUCCCACACUGCCUCAGUCAGGAUCCAGCACCAGGAUAUUCCCAUGGAGGAAGGAACAGUGCCCUGCUGGGAGUUGGUCCUUCAGCGUCUGGCUUGGGCUGCUGAAAAGCUGCUCCCGCCUGGUCCACCUUGACCACGGCCUGGCUGGGGCCUCCGCCUUAUGAUUUGUUUAUUUAUCAGUUUAUUUAUGGGUUUCUUGAGCUCAUUAUUUAUUUCUCUAUUUAUUUAUUUAUUUGUUUAUUUAUUUCUUUCUCGGCCGCCUCUUCCCGCGGUUCCCUUGGGCUGUUUUCCAGGCUGCUCUGGAGCCUGGAGCGUUGGGAAGAGUGGGGCUGGGGGAUGGAUGGAGAGAGUUUGCAGCUGUUUUCCUGGGAGAUGAUGUGCUCCUGGAGUUCAGACACAUCCCUUUCCAAGCCAGGGAGGGUUUUGUACCACAUGGUUCCUGCCCUUUCCCGUGUUUCUUCCGUUGCAUGUUCCAGUUCCUUGUUUUUGGAAGGUGAGGUACGUGGGUGGUGCCAGCACAGUGUCCACGAGUGGUGGUGGUACAGUUUGUUUUUAUUUAAUAUCAAAUUUUAUUAUAAUAAAGUCUAUUUUCACAAAAAUACAUUUUCCUUAA
Messenger RNA from Neopelma chrysocephalum (saffron-crested tyrant-manakin), 10521 nucleotides. It is a transcript of the gene TSPOAP1, whose product is annotated as TSPO associated protein 1. The transcript has 29 exons. Gene Ontology annotation, molecular function: protein binding. NCBI's taxonomy places the organism in Eukaryota, Metazoa, Chordata, Aves, Passeriformes, Pipridae. Gene Ontology annotation, biological process: neuromuscular synaptic transmission. The record is from RefSeq and is a predicted model, not a curated record. The coding region runs from base 2976 to 9440 and encodes 2154 amino acids.